Messenger RNA from Oppia nitens, 627 nucleotides. RefSeq names its product ADP-ribosylation factor-like protein 3. Lineage: Eukaryota; Metazoa; Arthropoda; Arachnida; Sarcoptiformes; Oppiidae. Gene Ontology annotation, biological process: cilium assembly. The record is from RefSeq and is a predicted model, not a curated record. The coding region runs from base 33 to 581 and encodes 182 amino acids. The transcript is spliced from 7 exons. Gene Ontology annotation, molecular function: GTP binding; GTPase activity. Gene Ontology annotation, cellular component: cytoplasm; microtubule cytoskeleton.
UUUAUGAAUCACUUAUUUGUUUGAUUGAAAUUAUGGGAUUGUUAGCACUGAUAAAGAAACUGAAAGCCACACCAAAUAGAGAAUUGCGAAUUCUUCUGUUGGGUCUCGACAAUGCAGGGAAGACGACAAUUCUCAAGAAGUUGGCCUCAGAGGACGUCACUCAUAUCACUCCAACUCAGGGUUUUAACAUAAAAAGUGUUCAAACGCCUGGAUUUAAAUUAAAUGUUUGGGAUAUCGGAGGACAACGUAAGAUAAGACCGUAUUGGAGGAACUACUUCGACAACACCGAUGUUCUCAUUUAUGUCAUCGAUAGCGCUGAUAAAAAAAGAUUUGAAGAAACAUCAGUGGAAUUAAGUGAACUUUUAAGUGAAGAGAAGUUAAUAGGAGUUCCUCUAUUGGUUUACGCCAACAAACAAGACUUAUUCAACGCAUCGCCCGCUAGUGAACUGGCAGAAGGUCUACAUUUGAUGGCAAUAAGGGACAGGACGUGGCAAAUACAACCCUGUUCUGCCAUAUCCGCUGAAGGACUCAAAGAUGGGCUCGAGUGGGCCGUUAAGAACAUCAAAGCAAACAAAAAGUGAAUAACUUUUUAAGAGACUUAAAAUUUUCUAAAAAUUUGUUUCUCUA